CCAGACGGAAAACAAACUCGGGUAUUUAAGUCGACCUCUGUCCGCUCCCUCUCGGCUAUUUUUCUUCGUCUUCUUAGGCGGCUACCCUUCCUCCACGUCUCUUCCUCUCCAAGAUAGCUUCCGACAGAGAGGGAAGUGAAUGGAGGAUAAGAAUCAAGCAAUAUAGAAGAGGAAUUUUCAUUUGAUUGGAUUUUCUACGUGAAAAUGUCUUCUUCUUCGCCUUGGAUCUCUUCUCUUACAUGUUCAAGCUCUUCUAUUGAGUCAUCAGAUAGUUUCAAUCUCACCCUCCUGCUUCAAUGGUUGAGAUUCAUAUUCCUCUCGCCGUGUCCACAACGAACUCUGUUCUCCGCCGUUGAUAUCGUCUUCUUGCUCGUUCUCGUUGGCUUUGCAAUCCAUAAGCUGAGUUCUAGAUUCCGCUCUCGUGCGCAUUCAAAUUCGGAAAUCAAACCUGUUAUCAGAAACAACAGAAAGCAUGUCAAAACCAAUCUCUCUUUCAAGCUCUCUUUAGUUCUAACAGCCCUUUUAGCAAUCUCUUACACCGUCCUCUGCAUUCUCUCCUUCGCUAGAAGUACCCAAUUAUCAUGGAAGCUAACCGAAGCUCUGUUUCGGCUAAUCCAAGCCAUUACCCAAAUCACGGUUUUGGUGAUCGUCGCUCACGAGAAGAGAUUCCAAGCCAUGACUCAUCCAAUGACCGUUCGAAUCUACUGGGUGGCGAGCUUCCUGAUCUCUGUUCUAUUCGCCAUUUCCGCCAUUAUCCGUAUCAGCGUUCUUCACAUGAGUGGGAAUCAAGACCAUGAUUUGAAAAUCGAUGAUAUAUUUUCCUUAAUCACACUUCCAAUUUCCAUCAUUUUCCUCAUCUUUGCCAUUCUCGGAUCGACUGGCAUUACAGUAACGGAAUCCAAUUUAGAUGAAUCGGAAUCCAAACUGAAAGAACCUCUCUUGAACAAAUCGAAUGUGACUGCGUAUGCUUCUGCAAAUGCAUUCUCGAGAGCGGUCUGGUAUUGGAUGACUCCCCUCAUUAGCAAGGGCUACAAAUCUCCUCUCAAGAUGGAUGAAAUCCCAUCGCUCGCACCCGAACAUCGAGCCGAGUACAUGUCCCAGCUAUUCGAAUUGAACUGGCCGCACCCCUCCAAUAAAACCAACCACCCUGUACGCACCACCUUGCUCCGCUGCUUCUGGCCUAAUCUCACAUUCACUGCCUGCCUCGCCCUCAUCCGCCUCUGCGUCAUGUAUGUCGGCCCGAUCCUGAUCCAGCGGUUCGUCGAUCUGACCUCCGGCAAGAGCAAAUCCCCCUACGAAGGCUACUACCUCGUCCUAAUCCUCCUCGUCGCGAAAUCAGUUGAAGUCCUCUGCUCCCACCAAUACAAUUUCCAAUCGCAGAAGCUUGGAAUGCUAAUCCGAUCGACUCUUAUCACUUCCUUAUACAAGAAAGGCCUCCGCCUAACAUGCUCGGCUCGCCAGGCCCAUGGGGUGGGUCAGAUCGUGAAUUACAUGGCCGUCGACACCCAACAGCUAUCGGACAUGAUGCUUCAGCUACAUUACAUUUGGCUCAUGCCGCUCCAGGUAGGCGUAGCGCUGGGCCUUCUAUACUUCUAUCUGGGACCAGCAAUGACAUCAGCCCUUCUUGGGAUCGUUGCCGUCCUGAUCUUCGUCCUAUUCGGGACCCGCCGGAAUAAUCGCUACCAGUUCAAUAUCAUGACGAUGCGGGACAAACGGAUGAAGGCGACGAACGAGAUGCUGAAUUACAUGAGGGUGAUUAAGUUCCAGGCAUGGGAAGAGCAUUUCAAGAAGAGGGUAGAGAAUUUCCGGGAAUCGGAGUACGGAUGGCUGUGGAAAUUCAUGUUCUCAAUCUCUGGCAACAUCAUCGUGAUGUGGAGCACACCCGUCGUGAUAUCGGCUCUUACGUUCGGGACCUGCAUUUUGCUGGGCGUGGAGCUGGAUGCUGGAAAGGUGUUCACGACGACGUCCUUUUUCAAGAUCUUGCAGGAGCCGAUCCGGAACUUCCCGCAGGCGUUGAUCUCGAUCUCGCAGGCGAUGAUCUCGCUCCAGCGGCUGGAUGGGUACAUGAUUAGCAAGGAGCUGGAAGAAGGAGCUGUGGAGAGGGAGGAUGGAGGGUGUGAGGUGGCUGUGGAGGUUAAAGGUGGAGUGUUUGGAUGGGAGGAUGAUGGUGGGGAGGUGGGCCUUAAGGAUUUGAAUGUGGAGAUCAAGAGCGGGUCGCUUGCUGCCAUUGUCGGGACCGUUGGAUCGGGGAAGUCUUCUUUCCUGGCGGCGAUCCUGGGGGAGAUGCACCGGAUCUCUGGCAAGGUGAGAGUUUGUGGGUCCACUGCCUACGUUGCCCAGACAUCAUGGAUCCAGAACGGGACCAUCCAAGAAAACAUACUCUUCGGAUCGCCAAUGAACCGUGCAAGAUACAAGGAGGCGAUCAGGGUGUGUUGCCUGGAGAAGGACUUGGAAAUGAUGGAAUUUGGGGACCAGACCGAGAUUGGAGAGCGAGGUAUCAACCUGAGUGGUGGCCAGAAGCAGCGGAUUCAGCUUGCCCGGGCUGUCUAUCAGGACUGUGACAUCUACCUCCUCGAUGAUGUCUUCAGCGCCGUCGAUGCCCAUACUGGCUCAGAAAUAUUCAAGGAAUGUGUAAGGGGAGUUCUCAAAGAUAAGACCAUUUUGCUGGUGACCCAUCAAGUAGACUUCCUACACAAUGCUGAUCUCAUACUGGUAAUGCGGGAUGGGAUGAUUGUACAAUCAGGAAAGUAUGACGAGAUGCUAGGAUCUGGCACAGAUUUUGAAGUGCUUGUCACUGCCCAUGCCACUUCCAUGGAGCUGGUAGAGAAGGGCAACACUAUGUCCACUGACAAUCAGCAACAACCGAAUGCAUUUAAGCCGGCUAUGAAUCAAGGCCAAUCCAAUGGAGAAAAUGGGUCUGUAGACUCGCCCAGGACCGAAAAUGGGACGUCCAAGCUCAUAGAGGAUGAGCAGAGAGAGACUGGCAAUGUCAGCUGGCAAGUUUACAAGCAGUACAUCACAGAGGCUUAUGGGUGGUGGGGUGUGCUGAUGGUGUUGGGAAUUUCUCUAGCAUGGCAGUUGGCCCUCUUGGCGAGUGACUAUUGGCUGGCAUUCGAGACGUCGGACGCAGCCUCAUUUAAGCCAGUCUUGUUCAUUCGUGUAUAUUGUAUCAUUGCGGCAGUUUCGAUUGUGUUGGUGACAAUCAGGGCCUUUCUCCUCGCAGUUAUGGGGCUCCAAACAGCUCAGAAAUUUUUCAAGCAGAUUCUUAACAGCCUCUUGCGUGCUCCCAUGUCAUUUUUUGAUACAACGCCUUCUGGAAGGAUUCUGAGUCGGGCAUCAACAGACCAAACUAACAUUGAUAUCUUCAUCCCAUUCCUUGUGGGUCUUUCGGUUUCGAUGUACAUCACAGUGCUUAGCAUUAUCGCCAUCACGUGUCAGGUUGCUUGGCCCACAAUUAUACUCAUAAUUCCACUAGCUUGGUUGAAUUUCUGGUACCGGGGAUAUUAUCUCGCAUCCUCACGUGAACUGACUCGCCUUGAUUCGAUCACAAAAGCACCUGUUAUUCAUCAUUUCUCGGAGAGUGUAUCUGGAGUCAUGACGAUCCGGUGCUUCAAUAAGCAGGCAAGGUUUUCUCAAGAGAAUAUAGAAAAGGUCAAUGCAAAUCUACGUAUGGAUUUCCACAACAACGGAUCCAACGAGUGGUUGGGUUUCCGUCUGGAGCUAAUUGGGAGCUUCAUCCUCUGCAUCUCUGCUUUGUUCAUGGUCUUGUUGCCGAGCAGCAUAGUCAAGCCUGAAUACGUUGGAUUGUCUCUCUCCUACGGACUCUCUCUCAACAGUGCAUUGUUUUUUGCAAUAUGGAUUAGCUGCUUUGUGGAGAAUCGGAUGGUUUCAGUUGAGCGAAUGAAGCAGUUCUCAAACAUACCCUCUGAAGCAGCAUGGGAGAUCAAAGACUCUCUUCCUCCUCCAAAUUGGCCAACCAAGGGUGAUGUCGAUCUCAAAGCCUUGCAGCUUAGAUAUCGACCGAACACUCCUCUAGUUCUCAAGGGCAUUACUCUUAGCAUUCAAGGAGGAGAGAAGGUUGGAGUUGUUGGACGAACAGGGAGUGGGAAAUCGACUUUGAUACAAGCUUUCUUUAGGGUGGUUGAGCCUUCUGGAGGGAAAAUAAUCAUCGAUGGAGUCGACAUUUGCAAGUUGGGCCUCCAUGAUCUCAGGUCACGCUUCGGAAUCAUUCCUCAAGAACCUGUUCUUUUCGAAGGGACUGUUCGAAGCAACAUUGAUCCUAUCGGUCGGUAUUCAGAUGACGAGAUAUGGAAGAGCCUUGAACGGUGCCAGCUAAAAGACGUGGUAGCUGGAAAGCCUGAGAAACUUGAUUCGUUAGUGGUUGAUAGUGGUGAUAAUUGGAGCGUGGGACAAAGACAGCUCCUUUGUUUGGGACGGGUGAUGCUGAAGCGUAGCCGGAUUUUGUUCAUGGACGAGGCAACUGCUUCAGUAGACUCGCAAACCGACGGCGUUAUUCAAAAGAUCAUCCGGGAAGACUUCUCGGAAUGUACGAUUAUCAGCAUUGCUCACAGAAUACCCACAGUCAUGGACUGUGACAGAGUUUUGGUUAUAGAUGCAGGACUGGCCAAGGAAUUCGACUCACCAACCCGCUUACUUGAACACCGGUCGCUCUUCGCAGCAUUGGUUCAAGAGUAUGCCAACCGUUCAUCAGGUCUAUAGAAUGCUGCUCCUACCAUUGCUUUUAGGGCCUCGGCAUGCGUCUGCAGAAUGUCGUCGGAGGUGAUUGGUGUUCGAUUCGGUGACUGGAAUGAAGAUUUCACAAGAUAUCCAUUCUUUUUUAGAGUUAGAUGUCCAGAAAUCACAAAAUUUGAUUCUCUCACAUGUUCGUCUCGAAAGAGAGGUUUGUAGGGGCAAUUAUACCAUUUUUAAGAUCUAAGAACAUGAUUUUGUCAUUAUUCUACUUCAUUUGGUUACUUUGAAGCAACCUUGCAAAAGAACUGAUAUCAUUAUGCAUAUCUUAGUGCUUGGCUCAAUAUCCAGCUGUA
Molecule: messenger RNA, 5045 nt
Organism: Magnolia sinica
Lineage: Eukaryota; Viridiplantae; Streptophyta; Magnoliopsida; Magnoliales; Magnoliaceae
Product: ABC transporter C family member 14-like
Exons: 12
Coding region: 205-4719 (1504 amino acids)
Biological process (GO): transmembrane transport
Cellular component (GO): vacuolar membrane; plant-type vacuole
Molecular function (GO): ATP hydrolysis activity; ABC-type transporter activity; ATP binding
Source: RefSeq, a predicted model, not a curated record